UGGACAUGGAGGAAUGGUUUCCAGAGCAGACUAGAGACGGGACUGGUGUGUGACACCAGGUAACCUGUGCAUCUGCACUUCAGGGGCAUUUAAACACCAUAUCUGUUUUAAUUAGAGCACAUUGAUGGAGUUUACAUGGACUACUUGAUGUUGGAAGGACUUUGAGACUUUGAGUGAAACACUGCAGGAACGAGGUGGACAUGAGGGUGAGCCGUGCACCGCCCCGGGACUAGAGCCCAACCCUGCAGACCUGACCCCGGCCCCCCACAUGGCUACCGGGGGCUCUGGGAAGUCCUCGGGCGAGGCCUCCGGCGGGGCCCUGGGGGCCGGCGUGCAGCAGAGGAAGCGCCUGGCGUCCGUCUGCGACACCUGCAAGGGCCGGGUGCAGCUGGUGGCCGACCUGCUGCUGCUGUCCAGCGAGACCCGGCCGGUGGCGGCGUCGGACGGCUCGCCGCUGGCCGACACCUUCGAGCAGUGCCGCGACACGGUGAUCGCGCGCACCAAGGAGCUGUCCAUCCUCACCCACGACAUCCAGAGCCAGCUGAACAUGGGCCGGUUCGGCGAGGCGGGGGACCGCCUCCUGGAGAUGGCCGACCUGGUGGUGUCGCUGACCGAGUGCUCGGCCCACGCCGCCUACCUGGCGGCGGUGGAGAGCCCCGGCUCGCAGCCCUGCCAGCCCGGCCUGGUGGACCGCUACAAGGUGACGCGCUGCCAGCACGAGGUGGAGCAGAGCUGCCACGCCCUGCGUGUGGCGCCGCUGCCGGACCUGACCCCCCAGCUGCUGCUGGAGCUGUCCCAGAACAUCUCGGCCAACCUCAGGACUCUGACGGACAUCUCCUCGCAGGCCAGCGAGCGCUCGCGGGACCGCUUCGCCAAGGAGCAGUUCAAGCUGAGCGUGAAGAGCAUGAGCACGAGCGGCACGGCCUUCCUGGCCUGCGUGCGCGAGGUCAAGAGCCAGCCCAGCGAGCUGACGCGCAACCGCUGCGCGCUGUUCAGCACAGCGCUGCUGCACGCCGUCGCCGCCCUGGUGGGCUUUGCCACGGAGCCGCAGUUCCUGGGCCGGGCGGCCGCCGUGACGACGGAAGGGAAGGCGGUGCAGACGGCGGUGCUGGGCGGGGCCAUGAGCGUGGUGUCGGCGUGCGUGCUGCUCACGCAGGGCCUGCGCGACGUAGCGCAGCACCCCGACGGGGGCACCAGGACGGCGGAGUACCGCGAGCGGCUGCGCAGCGCGGCCUGCGCCGUGUCGGCCGGCUGCACGCUGCUCACGCAGGCGCUGAGGGAGCGCACGUCGCCGCGCACGCUGCCGCCGCUCAACUCCCACUCUGUGAAUUAGUUUCAGGGGACGAGCGAGUCGCCGGAGUACGCGGGCGGGGCCGGACGCGGAGAGCAGCGCCCGCAGGGCCCGCAGGGCCCGCAGGGGGCCGUGGACUUCGCAGCCAUCCUUUUUUUUGUGUUGAAAUGACAAAAUAAAAUAGAGAAAUAAUCCGUUUCCCGUUUUUUGUUUUGAUAAUAAAAAACGGAAAACGGAUCUUUAUCCGUUAUCUUUUAUCUGUUAUCCGAUUUCAUUGAUGUGUUUGAAAAUCGAAAUUGGGAAUUGAAACAGCGAGUAGAAAACUCUUUUCUCUAUUUCCUAUUCGUUUCCAACAGUAUGUUAGAGUUCAGUACAUGUUAUUGAUUAUUGAUUGGACGCUGCAGCUGAACGGACUGUCACAACAUCACUGCAGUUUCAUGACGGAGUGAAGACAGAUUACAGAUUAAACUCAUGUUUCACUCCCAGGUUUCAGAUUUGAUUUAUUUUCUGUUUCAACAUUAAAAAAAUCUAAAACUGUUAAAUUUCAAUCUGAUCAACAAAAGAACCAGAAACAACUUUCUU
Molecule: messenger RNA, 1873 nt
Organism: Cololabis saira (Pacific saury)
Lineage: Eukaryota; Metazoa; Chordata; Actinopteri; Beloniformes; Belonidae
Gene: tlnrd1
Product: talin rod domain containing 1
Exons: 1
Coding region: 269-1333 (354 amino acids)
Molecular function (GO): actin binding
Source: RefSeq, a predicted model, not a curated record